Messenger RNA from Dentiscutata heterogama, 719 nucleotides. Lineage: Eukaryota; Fungi; Glomeromycota; Glomeromycetes; Diversisporales; Gigasporaceae. The record is from the annotation of a GenBank genome assembly.
AUGAAUAUAUAGUUUGGCCUCAAGAAGAUUAUAGAAAUGAAGUACAUAAAGGAUUUGAAAGAUUUGGAUUUCCAAUGGUAAUUGGAGCAAUUGACGGUUCUCAUAUACCAUUAAUGGAAGCGCCAAGUAAAAUUAAUAAAGACUUAUAUAUGUCUCGUAAACAUCGAUAUAGUAUUCAUCUACAAGCUAUCGUUGAUCAUAAGGGGUAUUUUACUUGUUAUGAAAUAGGUUGGCCUGCUUCAGUUCACAAUGCAAAAGUAUUUAAAUACUCAUAUUUAUAUAGAAAUAAUAAUCUUUUUUGUAAAAAUGAAGAUUAUUUAUUGGGCGAUUCUGCAUAUUCUUUAUUAACAUGGAUAAUAACACCUUUUAAGGAUCCACAAGGUCCAGAUACACAAAAACAAAAAUAUUAUAAUACUGUUCAUAGUAAAACGAGAGUUGUUAUUGAGCAAGCAUUUGGUAGAUUAAAAGCUAGAUUUUCUUUUUUAAAAUGUAUGAAAUUAAAGGAUACAAUGAAAGGAACGGAUAUAAUUGAUAUUUCUUUUAUUUUACAUAAUUUUGUAGAAAAAAAUAAUGAUACGUGGGAAGAAAAUGAUAACGAUAAUGAAAUUGAUGAUUUUGAAUUAAUUUAUAAAUUAGAUGAAGAUGAAGAUUUAAUAAAUAGAAAUAAUGCAAUAACCAAACGGCAAAACCUAUUAGAAUAUAUUUAUAUGAAUAUGUAA